AUGGAUAACCAGGGUGGUGAUUUGGUGCUGGAGGGGUCGGACGACAUGGAGGAGGAAGAGGACGAAGAGGAGGGGGAGAAGGAGGAGAAGAAGGACGAGGAGGAGGAGGAGGAGGAGGAGGAUGAGGAGGAGGAGGAGGAGGAGGACGAGGAGGACAAGGGCUGGGAGAACACUGGGGCUGGGGCAGCUGUCGCGGUCGCGGCUGCCGGGAAGUGUAUUCGUCGUCUCACUGCAGCACUAUCCCCUCGUGCAAGAAGCGCGGCCUCAUCGGGCGAGGUUGCGCUCAAGAGGCUGGUUACGGGGAAGAGGAAAUUUGAGGAGCUGGUUCAGAUGAAGCCUGGUAUGCAGGCCGAGGAAAUUCUUCGCCUGGACGAGCAGGUGCAGACACAGAAGCGCCGUAUCACCAAAGUCGAGGCUCGCGUGUUCGAGAAGGGCAGUGGUGAUGCAGCUGCGCUGGUGAUCGGUCGGUGGAGAGAGAAGGAGUCGGCCGAGGCCGCGGACAAGGAGACAGGGAAGAGGGCCGUAGUGCUGAGGGCUGAAAGCAGCCGGGAUGGGAAGCGGCAGAAGGGUCCCGCGGUCCCGAGUGUUACGGACAUCUUGAAGAGCAAGGGGGGCGCGGUUGCAACGCGUGUAUCGCAAUAUGUUGCGGCACGGUCGAUCCUGCAGGGAACCACUAUGGAGGAUGCUGCUGCGAGACCACCGCCUACGCCCGUAGCCGUGGGUAAGGGCAAGGGUAAGGUCGAGGUUGCCGCGCUGGCCACCACCACCACCAACACUGCUGUCAUGCCUGCGGCUGGCAACACCAACACCAACGCUGCCCAUCGCGGUCACGUGGGAAUGCUUGUCCCGGUAGCAAUCGCGAACGCGUCUGGACAGCCUGGACCCAGCGCGACCGCACCUGCAUUACCCCCCGCUGCAGAUGUCACUGUCAAGGCGAAGAAUCAGGGCCGUAGAGGUUGUAAGCCGCCUGCACCCGCGAUGAAACCGAACGAUGACGACAACUCCGACGAGGACGAUAAUGUUGAGCUGGUGCUGCAAAGGUUCAUUGGUCCGAGCAACAUCGGCGGCAAUAGCGGCAAGAGAAAGGGCUGUGGUAGCCGCAAUCCGCCCAGGGGUGGAGGGGGGAUGGUCGGGGAACCGUGGCUGGGGGGGAGACGUCGGUGGCUAGGACAUCACUCCCUCGCAGAGGUGCACUACCUCACCGCGAUCGCUAAGAUGUGUUACGAGAAGAGGGUGGACGCCGGGCUUAAGCUGACUCCGUAA
Molecule: messenger RNA, 1263 nt
Organism: Closterium sp. NIES-65
Lineage: Eukaryota; Viridiplantae; Streptophyta; Zygnematophyceae; Desmidiales; Closteriaceae
Source: the annotation of a GenBank genome assembly